Messenger RNA from Eurypyga helias (sunbittern), 1192 nucleotides. Its product is annotated as 14-3-3 protein gamma. Gene Ontology annotation, molecular function: protein kinase C binding. Gene Ontology annotation, cellular component: cytoplasm. The coding region runs from base 1 to 876 and encodes 291 amino acids. Lineage: Eukaryota; Metazoa; Chordata; Aves; Eurypygiformes; Eurypygidae. Gene Ontology annotation, biological process: signal transduction. The transcript has 3 exons. The record is from RefSeq and is a predicted model, not a curated record.
AUGGGGUCCUGCCGCGAGCCAGGGCCUAGAGACGGGGUGAUGGUGACAUGGCUGCAGGUAGCCGUGAACGCUGAGCGGCUGCUCGAGCCUGAGGUGGUUGCAUGCGGGUUGCUGCCCUCGCCGAUGGCUUCAGACCAAGUAGAAGUGAUGCUGUGCGUGAACCCCGUUAUCCUCCACGAGAGAAAUCCAUCCUGCGUGGGAAGAACACGCUCGUACCGUGUGACGGAGCUGAACGAACCUCUGUCCAACGAAGAGAGGAACCUGUUGUCCGUCGCCUACAAGAACGUGGUGGGGGCGCGGCGCUCCUCUUGGCGAGUGAUCAGCAGCAUCGAGCAGAAGACCUCUGCCGACGGAAACGAGAAGAAGAUCGAAAUGGUGCGGGCUUACCGCGAGAAGAUCGAGAAGGAGCUGGAAGCGGUGUGCCAGGAUGUGCUCAGCCUACUGGACAACUACCUGAUCAAGAACUGCAGCGAGACGCAGUACGAGAGCAAAGUCUUCUACCUGAAGAUGAAAGGGGACUAUUACCGUUACCUGGCCGAAGUGGCCACUGGCGAGAAGAGGGCGACCGUGGUGGAGUCUUCGGAGAAGGCCUAUAGCGAAGCCCAUGAGAUCAGCAAGGAGCACAUGCAGCCGACCCAUCCCAUCCGGCUGGGCCUGGCGCUCAACUACUCCGUUUUCUACUACGAGAUCCAGAACGCGCCCGAGCAGGCCUGCCACCUGGCCAAGACGGCCUUCGAUGACGCCAUUGCUGAGCUGGACACCCUCAACGAGGACUCCUACAAGGACUCAACGCUCAUCAUGCAGCUCCUCCGCGACAACCUAACGCUCUGGACGAGCGAUCAGCAAGACGACGACGGCGGAGAAGGCAACAACUAGACCCCCCCGAUGGACUGGCAGCCGCACGCUGAUGCUAACUACUGCAGUCUUUAUUUUUUUCCCACGAGUGGGGGGGGGGUCAGGGGUGGGGGAGGGAAAGGGAGGGGUCACCUUCCCAGGGAGCCCCCCCACAACCUGUCUUUGAUUGCCUCGUUGACAUUUUUGCCAAAACACCACUAGUGGAAGUCAGGCUGGCUGUGCUGGUAUGGAAUAGCGGCCUCACUGGCAUAUGGACUGUUCUGUAGAUUAUUAAUACAAGUGGAGCUGUCUUUAAUUUAACUUUAUCGCUAGGAAUAAAAGGGUUUUAAGGUGAAUU